AUGGAAAACGGCAGUGAAGUUGUAGACCCGAAAUGCGAGAUCAGUUACGAUUCCAGAGCCGUUACGACGGUUAAUCAAGACCCAUCGUCGUGCACCACUAAGGCGGCUCGGAUUGGUUACGUAUUCUCGCAUCUGUAUUUUUCUGUAUUGCGAUCGUCGCCAGAGUACGCCGACGAUUUUUACGACGUAGACGGCGAGUUCCGGACAAUCUACGCGGACGGAUCGACCGUCGUCGCCAAGACCCGCAACCAUGUAAAAAGUGUAUUAAUGCGGCCAACGUCCGAGUCCGAGUAUGUAAUAAAAUCAGUUUUUGCGAUGCCCUGCCGCGGACCGUCCGAUGGCCUGUUGGUCAACAUAUCCGGUGACCAGUUCACCCAAACAUUUAUCGUGGAACAUCGACCAGAAAGAACUUUGGGUUACGCUAUUGUGGGGUCCUUGAUUCGUUACGUUUCUGCGGUACCACUUGCCGACCAUCAAACACCGGUAACAAGAUUCGAUGCCAGUAACUGCCCGGCUAUUACCGGCAGUACAUCGUCCGUGAGUCUAGAAACACUUGACAACUGUUCGCCAAACACAGCCGCCAGCGACAAUCCAAUUCCCGGAAAUGUUUCCAAUGAUAUCGCGAUAAAUGAUACCGUCUCCGAAAAAACUGCCGACAUCAAGUCCGUCCAAGAACCCGUGAUUUCGUUAACCCAUAACAACGAUAUAGAACCCGCCUCCACAAAUACCGCUAACGAGAAUAAAGAACACAAACCUUUCACUGAUAAAGAAAAUAUCAAAAAACAUAUAUGCAAUUUAGUUCUGUUUUCUGCUGCCUGUUGGGUUGUGUAUCGAUAUAUCUUAUAA
This is a messenger RNA of Cinara cedri, 846 nucleotides long. The record is from the annotation of a GenBank genome assembly. Lineage: Eukaryota; Metazoa; Arthropoda; Insecta; Hemiptera; Aphididae.